This is a messenger RNA of Didymodactylos carnosus, 2454 nucleotides long. NCBI's taxonomy places the organism in Eukaryota, Metazoa, Rotifera, Eurotatoria, Philodinida, Philodinidae. The record is from the annotation of a GenBank genome assembly.
AUGUCAUACAAAGAUUUACCCGAUAAAUUAGUAAUAAAUUUUGAUGAAGAUUGGCGAUUUAAACAAUCAGAAAAUACUUCUGAUAGUAAAAAUAUCACAUCAAUACGAUACGAUGAUCAACAAUGGGAAAGAGUUUCACUUCCUCAUAAACAAGAAAAAGUUGAUACUUCAUGUAAUUGGUAUCGUAAAUUUUUUGCAUUAAAUGAAUUUGAAGGAAAGAAAAAAUAUUAUUAUUUACAUUUUGAUCAAGAUAAAGAUAUAACAGGCGAUAUUUGGAUAAAUAAUAUAAAAAUAUUAAACGAUAAUGAUUCUUUAUCAUGUUUAACAAUUGAUAUAACAAAACAUGUUCAUUUUCAUGAAAAGAAUUUAGUUGUUUUAUGUGUAAAAAAUGAUACAUUUCAUUUACAAAUCUGUUUGAUUAUAACUGAUGAGAAAACAUUAACAUUGAAUUCGUCACAUGAACAAACAACAUAUUCCGGUCAAAUACCAAUUAAACAAAAACAUCAUACACCGUUUAAAUAUACGGCAAGUUUAACAGAUGAAGGACGUAUUAAUCUUUGUAUUGAUGAAGAUAAAAAAUAUCGAGAAGAAUAUUCAUCACAGUUUAAAGAACAAGAUGAAACUCUCAUCUAUGGUAAAGGUCUCAAUGAACGUGAUCGUUUAACACUUAAUAAACCGAUACCACAUUUAACAAUUUGUAUUAUGAUUGUUGGUAGUCGUGGUGAUGUUCAACCGUUUAUUGCCUUUGGUAAAAAACUUACAGAAGCUGGACAUCGUGUUCGUUUAGCUACACAUGAAACAUUUCGAAAAUUUGUACGUGAAAAUGGUCUUGAAUUUUAUCCACUUGGUGGUGAUCCAGCUGAUUUAAUGUCUUAUAUGGUAAAGAAUGCGGGUAUUAUACCGUCGGUACAUAGCAUCGUGAAUGGUGAUAUACAAAAAAAUCGCGUACAAAUAGUCGAUAUACUCGAUUCAACGUGGCGAGCGUGUAUUGAACCAGAUGAUGAGUCGGGAGAACCAUUUAUCGCCGAUGCAAUUAUUUCCAAUCCACCGACAUUCGGACAUAUUCAUUGUGCACAAAAAUUAAGUAUUCCUCUACAUAUUUGUUUUACAAUGCCUUGGUCUCCUACCGGUGCAUUUCCACAUCCGCUCUGCAAAGUCAACUAUACAAAACGUCAUCCAAUUGAAAAAAUUAAUUUCAUGUCCUAUCACGUUGUCGAAAUGUUAACAUGGUCGGCAAUGCGAGAUUUAAUUAAUAAUUUUCGUAAAAAUACACUCAAACUUGAUAAAUUACAUACAAGUCAAGCAACGCAUUUAAUCGUUGACGAACGUGUUCCACAUACAUAUUGCUGGUCACCAUCUAUCGUUGGUAAACCAGUGGAUUGGGGUGAUCACAUCGAUAUAAGUGGUUUCUUUUUUCUUGAAAAUUCGAACGAUUAUUCACCACCUGAAAAACUUGUUCAGUUUUUGAAAAAUGGUGAUUCUCCAUUUUAUAUUGGUUUUGGUAGUAUUACGGGUCAUGAUUCAAAACAUUUGUUUGAAAUUGUUGUUAAAACAUUAGAACGUGGUUCGUUUAGAGCAAUUAUAUCAGGAAAGUGGACAGGAGUCACUGAAAAAGAUUCAGCAAUAUCGGAUAAUAUUUAUCUUGUCGAAGAUUGCCCACAUGAUUGGUUAUUUCAACAUGUUCAAGCUGUGUGUCAUCAUGGUGGUGCUGGGACUACGGCUGCCGGACUAAGGUUAGGUAAACCGACUAUUAUUGUACCAUUUUUUGGUGAUCAGUUUUUUUGGGGAGCAAUGGUUGCUAAAUGCGGUGCCGGACCAAAGCCACUACCUGGUAAAAAUUUGGAUAUUAAUAAUUUGUUUGAGGCAUUUAAAUUUGCAUUAACACCCGAAGUUAGAGCAGCGGCAGAAAAAUUAGAAGAUGGAAUAAAGAAAGAAGAUGGCGUAGAAGCAGCUGUACGAGCCUUUCACACGGCUUUACCUCUGCAUCACAUGUUAAGUGAUCUUGAAUCGACCUAUCCAGCUCGUUAUUAUUUACCAGAAUAUGAUUUGAAAAUAUCUCUUCCCGUAGCUGAAGUAUUGAUUGCUGGUGAAGCUAUUAUCGAAUCCGAGCUGAAAAGCUAUCAUACAAAAGUAUGGGAAUUUCAACACGAUCAUAAUAUUCUAAGAAAAGGUCAACGUGCAUUUUCAAAUUUGUUAGCUUCGGUCGCCAGAGGUAUAUUUCAUUCUUCAAAAAGAGAAAAAGAGGAUUGUUUAAAUUUACCAUCUUCUCGAAGUCGAUCAAAUUCACUAGUGAGUACAGAUAAUACACCUGAAGGCUUAGCUGAGAUAAAAUCGGGUUUUACAAAAGAAACGUGUCGAAAAAUUUUAAAUGAGUUUGAACAAAUAAAACUUAGCCAAAACAAACAGUUACCGCAUGUUGAGAAAAAUAAAGAGGAAAUAGACACGCACAUGUAG